GUGGUGUAGAGGGAGGGAGAGAGAAAAGGGAGGAGAGAGUGAAGGAGAGAAUGAAGCGAUGAAGCAAAGGAAGUUGUGUGCAGAGAUAAUUGAGAGGAAUUGAGUCAUGAGAAAUUUCGGUGGGAAAAAUGGUCGGCCCGCACGUGAUCCCUGCAAUUUCUUCCUCAAUUUCUUCUGCUCAGGCAUCAACUUUGGUUGCUCCAUGUCCAAACUGCUCUCCGAACUGCAGUGCUCUCUAAACUGGCCUCUCAUCUGGACAUAUUCCUGCUGCACAACUACAUCAACAUCCGUUGCAUUCUAAUAUGGAUGCUUUGCGUUUACCCGUUCGAUUAAAAAGGCCUUUUUGCGCUGCAUUGCCUAAAUCCCGGGCGGUUCACUUACAUAGGAAUGGAAGUACCACCCUCCCUUUCGGUGAAACCGUUCGAUCAGUGUCGACAUCAACUUCCGAGCUUCAAACCUCCAUUGGGACUCCUCUUGUCCCCUAUCGCAAUGAGGAAGGUGGUUAUACCCUUCCCAGAGAGGCUCGAGUGAGGAUCGUGCCCGCUUCUCCCUCCUACUUCACCGGACGACCCAACUUCACCGACCACCUCCUCUCCCUCCAAGACCUUCUCCGCAGAAACGAGCUGCUUCCCACCGUACCACCUGGACAAGCGCCGCGAACCGCAUGGAGAACGUUGACCGAGUACAAGGAAGGCGUUUCAGAACCCGUCAAAUCGGCAGGGUACACCAAGAUCCUCUCCAUCCUCAACCGGCUGAACCAUAUCAAUCCAUCCCUGAUGCCAUCCGAGGUGCGCGAGGUGAUCGAGACAUACAAGCGGAAAGUAUCGCCCUUCGACAAUGUCCCCAACCCGCACGCCCUGGACUCCUGGGGACGAGGACUGGGCGUUGGCAGGAGGAAGACCGCAUCAGCAAGAGCGUGGGUUGUGGAAGGUGAGGGCGAAGUCAUCGUCAAUGGAAAAUCAUUGUCAGAGAUGUUCGGGCGCAUACAUGAUCGAGAAAGCGCGGUGUUCGCGCUCAAGGCGACGGAAAGACUCGACCGGUACAAUAUCUGGGCACUCGUCAAAGGCGGAGGGACGACGGGACAGGCAGAGGCAUUGACGUUGGCGGUUGCGAAGGCACUGUUGAUACACGAGCCGGGUUUAAAGCCUGCGUUAAGAAGAGCCGGUGUUAUAACACGCGAUGCACGCAAAGUGGAAAGGAAGAAGCCUGGUAAACUGAAGGCUCGGAAAAUGCCCGCCUGGGUCAAGCGAUAAUCAGAUACCCCGAAUGCGGAUUCAAUCUCCCUUCCGCUACUUGUUUACCAGUUCUGCGUGUUCUGCAUCAACAUAUCUGCUUGCCAGCCUCGACGCGUCGAUUAAGUAAACUACCACGGAAUCCAACAUAUCUUCGCACGGUUUCGCCGUGAGCCGAAGCGUCGCUGUGUCUGAAUAAUUCCGGAUCUACUGAUGCAGACUCCGUUUGAGUACGGGGGAACUAGAACGAGCCUUGGAAGCUUCUUGUUAAUAUCAAUAUAUAUUGAUAUUUCAUGGCAUCUGAUUGGCUCAACAGUUUAAUCAACGUCAUAUAUUUUCCCGCCAAUGUGGGCCUCUAUCACCAUUCUCAAACGUUUCCUUUCACGAUCCACCACAGCACCGAUGAUAUUCGCUGAUGGUC
This is a messenger RNA of Eremomyces bilateralis CBS 781.70, 1653 nucleotides long. RefSeq lists its product as uncharacterized. Gene Ontology annotation, cellular component: ribosome; mitochondrial small ribosomal subunit. NCBI's taxonomy places the organism in Eukaryota, Fungi, Ascomycota, Dothideomycetes, Eremomycetales, Eremomycetaceae. The coding region runs from base 303 to 1253 and encodes 316 amino acids. The record is from RefSeq and is a predicted model, not a curated record. The transcript is spliced from 2 exons. Gene Ontology annotation, molecular function: structural constituent of ribosome; RNA binding. Gene Ontology annotation, biological process: translation.